AUGAGUGGCCGUGCGGCGGAGGAAUACACAUUUACGGAGAUAUUGACAGAAGCAGAUACACACCUUCAGCCCACGGCCAGAGAUUACACUCGGAUCCAAGCAGCUGUCUGGUUUGCUUAGUACCUAGAGGACUUAGCUCCACUCGACAUGGCUGACCAACUGACAGAGGAGCAGAUUGCAGAAUUCAAGGAGGCCUUCUCCUUGUUUGAUAAGGAUGGCGAUGGCACCAUCACGACCAAAGAGCUGGGCACGGUGAUGAGGUCGCUGGGGCAGAAUCCCACUGAGGCAGAGCUGCAGGACAUGAUCAACGAGGUAGACGCAGACGGUAAUGGCACAAUCGACUUCCCGGAGUUUUUGACCAUGAUGGCCAGGAAAAUGAAGGACACUGACAGUGAGGAGGAGAUCCGCGAAGCCUUCCGGGUUUUCGACAAGGACGGCAACGGCUACAUCAGCGCUGCUGAGCUGCGCCACGUCAUGACCAACCUGGGGGAGAAGCUGACGGACGAGGAGGUCGACGAGAUGAUCAGGGAAGCGGAUAUCGACGGGGACGGCCAAGUCAACUACGAAGAAUUUGUACAAAUGAUGACUGCAAAAUGAAGCUCUCCAGAUCUUUCCUUGCGCCUUCUUCGAAGGGAAAAAAAUAAUCAAAUGUUUUACUUACCUCUUGCAAAAAUGUUCAUUUAUUCAUACUGUUUCUGUAUAGAAUACAUAAGUGAAUGUUGGGGGGUGGGGUGGGGGACUUGUGUCCAUGCUGGGAAAAGAUUAAGAAGAAGGGUCUGCAUGAAAUUCUAGUUGUCCUGUCCCCAAAGAUCAGUAUAGCCUCAGUGAUUAAAAAAUAACCAACUAUACUACCUUGAAAACAAACAAAAAAAAUAGCAGUUGGCAAACUUGAGUUCCAUUUGCUAGUGACUGGGCUGGCCGUGUUUUUCUUCUUCGUUUCCUGCAUGCAGCUUGAGGUCGGGGUGUUCUCUGGCACUGCUAACGUGCUAACGUGCUAAUUCAACAGCAGGGUUAGUGUCCUCAGCAUGGUGCAGGAGGGAUUUUGAGAUUUAAAAAAAAAAAUGCUUGGAGAGAAUCAGGGUGGGAAUCAGGCUUAAGGAAUUUGAGACUUUGUGUGUUAAAACUUUUUUUUUUAAUGAAGGGGGAAAAAAGAUUAGACAUUUGGCAUGUUGGUUUCUUCUGAAGACUACUUCCUCAUUGUGGCUUGUAUGAGGGUAUGGGGUGGUGCAGGUGUUGAAAUGAUGUCACAGUUGCUUUUUGCAUUAAAAGUUUAAAAAAAAAAAACAAAAAAAAGUCUCUUGCGAAGAGGGAUCCUGGUCGACUUUCCCGUUUUAUAUCUUCUGUUCUGACAACCUGAGUGUGUUGAUUUCGUCUUGUAUGUCUGCAAAGCGUAGGAUUUCAGCACAAGUAUUCUAGGCUGUCUGUCUGAAUAAAGUUUACAUCCAUUCCAAGUUGUACAUGCUAGUUUUUUUCCCCCCCAAUAAAAAUCCAUCAACUUUA
Molecule: messenger RNA, 1500 nt
Organism: Paramormyrops kingsleyae
Lineage: Eukaryota; Metazoa; Chordata; Actinopteri; Osteoglossiformes; Mormyridae
Gene: calm1b
Product: calmodulin 1b
Cellular component (GO): myosin II complex
Molecular function (GO): calcium ion binding
Source: RefSeq, a predicted model, not a curated record